GCGCAGAUUGUGUGCAGAAUCUGACCAAUUUAGCCAAUAAUCUUCUAAGGUUGAUCUCCGUGAACGCACCCAUUGGCUAAAAUUGUCAGAUUCUGCACAGAAUCUGCGCAGAAUGAUCUCCGUGAACGCACGCUAUGAGCAGAUUUCCUUUUUAGAUCCAGGACAGGGAAGAGAAACCGAGGGGAGGAGGACUCGUCACCUGGGGCGGAUCAUAAAUGGUGUUCUCAUGUUUUAUUUGAGAUAGAGCACAGCAAAUUUAAUAUAUUUACAGUAUAUAUAUGUACAUAUAUAUUUGUUUUCCUGAAUGCAAAAUCCCAGAGGAAGAGAAAGAGAAGGUGAAAGAAAUCGGAUUUUGUUUUUGUUAUCCCGGUUAAGUUUGAUAAGACAUGGCAGGGCCAGAGCAGAUACAGCAGCAGGUAGACGAAAGCUCUCAGAGCAUAGACGAUGCGGAACUGGCACUCCAAGGAAUCAACAUGCUCCUUAACAACGGAUUUAGAGAGAGCGACGAGCUCUUCAAAAAAUACAGAAAUCAUAGCCCGUUAAUGAGCUUUGGAGCCAGUUUUGUCAGUUUCUUGAAUGCCAUGAUGACUUUCGAAGAAGAGAAGAUGCACACGGCCUGUGAGGAUCUGAAGACAACAGAAAAGCUGUGUGAGAGCGACGAAGCUGGAGUCAUCGAAACAAUCAAGAACAAGCUUAAAAGGAAUGUUGACUCUCAGAAGCCUCCCCCCUCAGUGGUAGAUCGACUUCAGAGACAAAUCAUUGUAGCAGACUGUCAGGUCUAUCUGGCCGUGCUCUCCUUUGUCAAACAGGAAGUCUCAGCUUACAUCAAAGGGGGCUGGAUCCUUCGAAAGGCCUGGAAGAUCUACAAUAAAUGCUACAGCGACAUCGGCGUGCUGCAGGAAUCGUGUCAGAAGACGACGUCUCAGGAAUCGCUGACCUCGGACAGGGCGAACGACAACUCGGUCACCAACGAGGGUGUAUCGGCUGAGUCCCUCAGCAGACUGAAAGGCUCUGUGAGCUUUGGAUAUGGUCUCUUCCACCUUUGUAUAUCCAUGGUGCCGCCUCACCUGCUGAAAAUCAUCAACCUGCUUGGCUUUCCCGGGGACCGGCUACAGGGGUUGUCUUCCCUCACUUUUGCAAGUGAAAGUAAGGACAUGAAGGCGCCUCUAGCUACGUUAGCGUUACUCUGGUAUCACACAGUGGUCCGGCCAUUUUUCGCCCUGGACGGGACUGACACUCAGGCAGGAUUGGCAGAAGCAAAGGAGAUCCUCCAGAAGAAAGAAACUGUGUAUCCUAACUCCUCACUCUUCAUGUUCUUCAAAGGAAGGGUCCAAAGAUUAGAGUGCCAGAUUAACAGUGCCUUGAUUUCUUUUCAUGAUGCAUUGGAACUAGCAGCGGAUCAAAGAGAAAUUCAACAUGUGUGUCUCUAUGAAAUAGGUUGGUGCAGUAUGAUUGAGAUGAGCUUCAAAGAUGCAUAUGAGUCCUUUGAACGACUUAAAAAUGAGUCAAGAUGGUCUCAGUGCUAUUACGCUUAUCUGACAGCAGUGUGCCAGGGAGCUUCAGGUGAUGUGGAAGGCGCAGAGAGUGUUUUUAAAGAGGUUCAGAAGCUCUUCAAAAAAAAGAAAAAUCAAAUUGAACAAUUCUCAUUGAAACGGGCCGAGAUGCUGAGAAAACAGCCUCCCUCCAAGGAGCUCUGCAUUCUUGCAGCCAUUGAGGUGCUUUACCUGUGGAAGGCGCUUCCAAACUGUUCAUCCUCCAAACUGCAGCACAUGAGCCAAGCUUUGCAAGAGGUGGAUGACACAUUACAUGUUGGCUUAAAACACUUGCUCCUUGGUGCCAUCCACAAAUGUCUUGGGAACUCAAAAGAUGCCAUUCAGGCUUUUCAUUCGGCUGCAAGCAAUGAACUGGGCCGGCAGAACAAUACCUACGUUCAGCCUUACGCGUGUUAUGAACUUGGUUGUAUACUGCUAGAUAAUCCUGAGACUACGGGGAAAGGUAGAGCAUUCCUUCUUCAGGCUAAGGAAGAAUUUGCUGGAUAUGAUUUUGAAAACAGACUGCAUGUUCGCAUCCAUGCAGCACUAGCCUCCCUGAAGGAGGUUGUUCCACAAUGACCCCUAAGCAAAUGCACACUCUGUAGCAGAUAUGGGAAGCCUGGCUUUAUUUCUGAAAGCCAUCAGUAUAAACGUCUCUUCAAAAAAAUAAUAAAUACUGGGUGUUGGUGUGAAUUCUAGUUUGAAUAGUAACAGUGUCAUAUAAACAUGUUGUUUUUAGUUUUUGAAUACAUUCUGGAGUAAAGCAGAGUUACCAAUCUGUACUUUA
Messenger RNA from Acipenser ruthenus (sterlet), 2319 nucleotides. RefSeq names its product tetratricopeptide repeat protein 39C. NCBI's taxonomy places the organism in Eukaryota, Metazoa, Chordata, Actinopteri, Acipenseriformes, Acipenseridae. The transcript has 15 exons. Gene Ontology annotation, molecular function: protein binding. Gene Ontology annotation, biological process: otolith morphogenesis; cilium assembly. The coding region runs from base 387 to 2111 and encodes 574 amino acids. The record is from RefSeq and is a predicted model, not a curated record.